AAUCUUGUCACUUGAAGUCAAAACAUUUUCUCUAAGGUCUUGCAAAGUCAUUCACUUGUUUCUUGUGAUAACAAGUGUUUGCUAAGUUGGCUGGUUUCAGUAGGCAGCCUUUUUUCUCCAAGCACAUAGCCUACUGUGUGAAAGUACUCUGCACUUCACCUUUCAGCGCUGACACCCUGUUGAGAACUCCUCAUGCACUAAGUCACUGCACUUCUGGAUGUAACAGGAGAUUCAUAUGCUCCUUGUUCAGAUUAUCUGCAAUGAUGAAAUGAAGUAACUCAAGAUGAGCAAGUUAAAAGUGGUAUCAGAGAAGAGCCUUACCAAUAAUUCACGGAUCGUGGGACUCCUGGCUCAGCUGGAGAAGAUCAAUACUGAAUCUGCAGAAUCAGAUACUGCCCGAUAUGUUACAUCAAAAAUUCUUCAUCUGGCUCAAAGUCAAGAAAAGACAAGGAGAGAAAUGACAGCCAAAGGUUCUACAGGAAUGGAAGUUCUGCUGUCAACCCUAGAGAACACGAAAGAUCUUCAAACUACACUUAAUAUCUUAAGCAUUCUUGUUGAGCUGGUGUCAGCUGGUGGAGGUCGAAGAGCGAGUUUCUUGGUCGCCAAAGGUGGUUCACAAAUAUUGUUGCAGUUACUUACGAAUGCUAGCAAAGAAUCUCCCCAGAAUGAGGAGUUAAUGGUGCAGAUUCAUUCUAUUCUUGCAAAGAUUGGACCAAAAGACAAAAAAUUUGGAGUGAAAGCUAGAAUUAAUGGAGCUCUGAAUAUAACUCUGAAUUUGGUCAAACAGAAUUUGCAGAAUCAUCGCUUGGUUUUGCCUUGUCUUCAGCUUUUACGAGUAUAUUCUGCCAAUUCUGUGAAUUCAGUAUCCUUAGGGAAAAAUGGAGUUGUGGAGCUGCUGUUUAAAAUCAUUGGACCAUUUAGUAAGAAGAAUUCGGGUCUCAUGAAGGUUGCUUUAGACACUCUUGCUGCAUUGCUAAAAUCAAAAACAAACGCCAGGAGAGCUGUAGACAGAGGAUAUGUCCAAGUCCUUUUAACAAUUUAUGUAGAUUGGCACCGCCAUGAUAACCGGCAUAGAAACAUGCUCAUUCGGAAAGGAAUUUUACAGAGUUUAAAAAGUGUUACAAACAUCAAGUUGGGAAGAAAAGCAUUUAUAGAUGCCAAUGGGAUGAAAAUUCUCUAUAACACUUCACAAGAAUGUUUGGCAGUUAGGACCCUUGAUCCUCUUGUCAACACCUCCAGUCUAAUAAUGAGGAAGUGUUUUCCUAAAAAUCGCCUGCCACUCCCAACGAUUAAAAGUUCUUUCCAUUUCCAGUUGCCAGUUAUUCCUGUGACUGGGCCUGUGGCCCAGCUCUACAGUUUACCCCCUGAAGUGGACGACGUAGUGGAUGAAAGUGAUGACAACGAUGAGCUUGACUUAGAAGCCGAAAAUGAAACUGAAAAUGAAGAUGACGUAGAUCAGAAUUUUAAGAAUGAUGAUAUUGAAACGGAUAUUAACAAGCUAAAACCCCAGCAGGAACCAGGACGAACGAUAGAAGAACUUAAAAUGUAUGAACACCUUUUCCCUGAGCUUGUUGAUGAUUUUCAGGACUAUGAUUUAAUCUCCAAAGAACCAAAGCCUUUUGUAUUUGAGGGGAAAGUACGCGGCCCUAUUGUUGUUCCUACAGCUGGAGAGGAAGCAUCUGGAAAUUCAGGCAAUUUAAGAAAAGGAGUUGUAAGGAAGGUGCAUGUGUCUCCUAAAGGAGACGAAGGUGAUAAGAAACCUACCUGUAUGGAUCUGGCAAAAGAAGAUAUGAAAGAUAAUGGCAGAACAUCACAACAGCAGCCGGGUGAUCAAAAUAGAACUAUUUCUUCCACCCAGGGCCUAAACAAUGAUAUUGUGAAGGCAUUGGACCGAAUUACGUUGCAGAAUCUUCCUUCUCAGACAGGCCCGGGUUUUACCGCAGGAGGGAAGAAGGACUACAGUCUCCCUCUCACUGUCCUUACGUGCACUAAAUCUUGUCCACACAUGGCUGCUUGUGGAAAUGUUCUGUUUGAGGGAAGAACAGUUCAGCUAGGGAAGCUUUGUUGUACUGGAGUUGAAACUGAGGAUGAUGAAGAUACAGAGUCUACUUCAUCAGUGGAACAGACAUCAGUGGAAGUCUCAGAUGGACCCACACUCCACGACUCAGAUCUCUAUAUUGAGAUUGUGAAAAAUACAAAGUCUGUCCCAGAAUAUUCAGAGGUGGCUUAUCCUGAUUAUUUUGGUCACAUUCCACCUCCAUUCAAAGAGCCUAUCUUAGAAAGACCUUACGGUGUACAAAGGACAAAAAUUGCCCAAGAUAUUGAGAGGUUAAUACAUCAGAGUGAUAUCAUAGAUCGAGUGGUAUAUGACUUGGAUAACCCAAAUUACACUAUUCCAGAAGAAGGAGAUAUUUUGAAGUUUAACUCCAAAUUUGAAUCUGGGAAUCUGCGCAAAGUAAUUCAAAUUAGAAAAAAUGAAUAUGAUCUUAUUCUGAACUCAGAUAUAAAUAGCAAUCAUUAUCAUCAGUGGUUUUACUUUGAAGUCAGUGGAAUGCGACCAGGUGUUGCUUACAGGUUUAACAUCAUUAACUGUGAAAAGUCCAACAGUCAAUUUAAUUAUGGUAUGCAACCACUCAUGUAUUCGGUUCAAGAAGCAUUAAAUGCCAGACCAUGGUGGAUUCGUGUGGGAACCGACAUUUGUUAUUACAAAAAUCACUUCUCAAGAAGUUCAGUUGCUGCAGGUGGGCAAAAGGGAAAAUCCUACUAUACAAUUACAUUCACUGUCAAUUUUCCACAUAAAGAUGAUGUUUGCUACUUUGCUUAUCACUAUCCAUACACAUAUUCAACUUUACAGAUGCAUCUUCAAAAAUUGGAAUCAGCACACAAUCCUCAGCAAAUCUAUUUUCGAAAAGAUGUGUUAUGUGAAACCCUGUCUGGAAACACCUGUCCCUUGGUGACUAUAACAGCAAUGCCAGAGUCUAAUUAUUAUGAACAUAUCUGUCAAUUCAGAAAUCGCCCUUACGUUUUCUUGUCUGCUCGGGUCCAUCCUGGAGAAACUAAUGCAAGUUGGGUAAUGAAAGGAACAUUGGAGUAUCUCAUGAGUAAUAACCCUACUGCUCAGAGCUUACGAGAAUCCUAUAUUUUUAAAAUUGUCCCUAUGCUAAAUCCAGAUGGUGUCAUCAAUGGAAAUCACCGCUGUUCUUUAAGUGGAGAGGAUCUGAAUAGACAGUGGCAAAGUCCAAAUCCAGAUUUACAUCCUACAAUUUACCAUGCUAAGGGGCUGCUACAAUACCUGGCCGCUGUGAAGCAUUUACCACUGGUUUAUUGUGAUUAUCAUGGCCACUCCCGAAAGAAGAAUGUAUUUAUGUAUGGCUGCAGCAUCAAAGAGACAGUAUGGCAUACCAGUGAUAAUGCAGCUUCAUGUGAUGUCGUGGAAGAUGUAGGAUACAGGACCUUGCCUAAGAUACUGAGCCAUAUUGCUCCAGCAUUUUGCAUGAGCAGCUGCAGCUUUGUAGUGGAGAAAUCGAAAGAAUCCACGGCACGUGUUGUGGUUUGGAGGGAGAUAGGCGUACAAAGAAGCUAUACCAUGGAAAGUACUUUGUGUGGCUGUGAUCAGGGAAAAUAUAAGGGCCUACAGAUUGGUACUCGAGAAUUGGAAGAGAUGGGAGCAAAAUUUUGUGUUGGUCUGCUGCGUUUGAAAAGACUGACAUCCCCAUUGGAAUAUAAUCUGCCUUCCAGCCUGCUUGACUUUGAAAAUGACUUGAUUGAAUCGAACUGCAAAGUAACGAGCCCUACCACUUACGUCUUGGAUGAAGAUGAGCCUCGAUUCCUCGAAGAAGUGGAUUACAGUGCAGAAAGUAAUGACGACUUAGAUACUGAAUUGGCAGAAAACGCAGGAGAUUAUGAACCUUCUGCUCAAGAAGAAGCACUUUCUGACUCCGAAUUAUCAAGAACAUACCUACCUUAAGCCUUCUACCAUCUCUUGUUAACUGAAAAAAGAAAUGAAAUAUCUUGGGUUUUCUUACACAGGAAGUUUGAGAGAAAAGAGUUAAAUAGCUAACUCGAGAAAGACAAAAAGUAACUUGGGCCUGUUUGGUUUCAAGACAAUAAAUAUGUUACUAAUUCAUGAUAACAUUGGCACUUGUUUUAUUUCAGAUAUUCGGUGCACUUGAUACCGCACUGAAUGAUCAAAUACUGGAUUUACCUGUUUUUAAAAACCUGAGUAUCACUGCAUGAAUUUUUAUCUUUAAUGGUUAUAUCCUGCAUCAAAGGGGUAAAUUUUAAAGUGUGUGAGAAUAUAAAAUCUGAAUUCUAGAGUGGUUGAAAAUCCCGAGUUGUUGAAAACUAAUAUAUAUGUACAUGGAUUUCUCUAGCUGUGACUGUGUAGUGUGGUUAGACAUCGAAGAUAAGACUGUUUUUCAGAAUCAUGUUAACUGUGGAGUUGCGACUGAAAUCACCCAGAGUUUGCCUUGAAACCAUUACAGUCUCCAUUUACCAAGUUAAACAAAUAAAAGCUGUAUUAAAUAUUGGA
This is a messenger RNA of Panthera uncia (snow leopard), 4531 nucleotides long. RefSeq names its product ATP/GTP binding carboxypeptidase 1 (gene AGTPBP1). Bases 284 to 3967 code for a protein of 1227 amino acids. The record is from RefSeq and is a predicted model, not a curated record. Gene Ontology annotation, biological process: proteolysis; protein side chain deglutamylation; C-terminal protein deglutamylation. The transcript is spliced from 26 exons. Lineage: Eukaryota; Metazoa; Chordata; Mammalia; Carnivora; Felidae. Gene Ontology annotation, molecular function: metallocarboxypeptidase activity; zinc ion binding.